AUAGACAUAGAUGUCUACGAUGUCAACAGAGAGUUGUGUCGUUCCAACCGGCUGAUAAUGACAACUUGACUGUCAACGUGCUGACCGUGCCGAAUCAGCAGAAACAAAGAGAACAUUAAGAGAUUAUUGAAAAGCGGAGGUGAUGGAAUAACAAAACAUGCAGCUAUUGUUAUAGUGGCAGAAAGUAACGUUGAAAAUAGUUGUAAUUAGUACAACUCGAUCGCUAGUCGUUGUUUAAGAACAGGUGUCGAGCGAACAAGGCCAGCGUUGCCGAGAAAAAUGUUAAUAAUAAUUCUUUUGUGACAAAAUCACUUUGUGAAAUAUUCUCUGUUACCAAUGUUGUUUGCAACACGUUUAGUUUUAUCGCGCCGCUUGAAUUUAACCUAUGAUCGCCGCGGCCUAUUGGCGACAUACGCUCGAGAGCGUUCCGAGGACUCGGUUACCUCGAGUCUUUAUCAUUUGCGAUAACGAGCUUUUUCAACCGGACGCAUGACCUGAUUGUCGUCUAUAUUCAUUCCAUUACAUUAAACUAAUUGUAAAAAUCUGCCGACUUCGCAAAAGCAAUAGAAUGCAAAAAGAAUUGUUGGAUUGAAUAUUUCUAUAAAUCUUUUCCAGAAGGUUAUGUAAAAAGUCAUUACUAAUUCAAGGAGAGCAAAAACAAUGAUAAUACUGUUUGUCUGUUGAUAGUUUUUUUUUAAUCAUCAGCAAGUAGACAUUGUUACAAUGGAUAUUGGCGUUGUCAAAAUUGCAGAAGAUAAGGACUUUGAAAAACUAAAGCAGUUGUACGAUGAUAACAAUAAUUGGAGAUUAGAUUACAAUAAGCCUGAUCUAUCUGUUUGGACAAAAUCCGUCCCAGGAAUCAGUUUCAGAAUGGUGAAAAUUAGAACACGUUUUCCUGAUAUUUCACCAGAAACAUUAUACGAUGUUUUGCAUGAUCCUGAGUACAGAAAAGUCUGGGAUACUCAUAUGAUUGAAUCAAAAGAUAUAGGAUUUUUUAAUCCCAACAAUGAUAUUGGUUAUUACUCCAUGGCAUGCCCAUCUCCAUUAAAAAACAGAGACUUCGUUCUGCAACGAUCUUGGUUAGAUACUGGUAUAGAACAGUUAAUAUUAAAUCACUCUGUUUAUCACAAAGAUUAUCCGCCUAAAAAACAGUUUGUACGAGCAACGUCUUAUCUCACGGGCUAUAUUGUAAGACCUUCACGCAAUGGAGAUGGUUCCGAGCUGGGUUAUGUGUCACACACGGAUCCACACGGCAAACUACCUGUAUGGCUAGUGAAUAGAGUUACACAAAUAUUCGCUCCUAAAAUGGUAAAAAGACUGCAUAAGGCCUCCAUAGGCUAUCCAAGUUGGAAAUUAGUUAAUAAUCCAAAUUUCAGACCUUGGCAUUAUCCUGAACAAAUAAUGGCUCCUAGAAUACGUAUUGAAGACUGCGUAAAAUCUGCAGAAGAGAAGAAUUCAAAAAGUAGUUUUGUAGAUGAAUCUGAUCUAAAUGAAAGUUCGGCCGCAAUGGACAGCGAUUAAUUUUUAAUAAAGAUGUAUAAUAUAUAUAUAUAUAUAUAUAAGAAUAUUUUAUAGGUGAGUUACAAAGCAUAGAACGGCGUAGUCAAAAGUUAUAACUGCAGUAUUAUAUAUACAAAAAAAUGUAAUGGACAAUUUGUAUACACACUUAUAAAGUUCGC
This is a messenger RNA of Pseudomyrmex gracilis, 1679 nucleotides long. Its product is annotated as PCTP-like protein. Gene Ontology annotation, molecular function: lipid binding. Bases 724 to 1521 code for a protein of 265 amino acids. The transcript has 8 exons. NCBI's taxonomy places the organism in Eukaryota, Metazoa, Arthropoda, Insecta, Hymenoptera, Formicidae. The record is from RefSeq and is a predicted model, not a curated record.